Messenger RNA from Caenorhabditis briggsae, 1023 nucleotides. The transcript has 6 exons. Gene Ontology annotation, biological process: DNA integration. Lineage: Eukaryota; Metazoa; Nematoda; Chromadorea; Rhabditida; Rhabditidae. Bases 1 to 1023 code for a protein of 340 amino acids. The record is from RefSeq and is a predicted model, not a curated record. Gene Ontology annotation, molecular function: nucleic acid binding.
AUGGAGGAUGCUUUUUGUGUCAAGAAAUCUCUACUUCUCCAUAGAAAGUGUAAAAGUGAACAGAAAGAACUGGUUUUACUACAGCAUCAAUUUAACGAAAUUGAUGAAUCUCUUCUUAUCAGAGGUUCUGGAUUAGAAGAUAUCAAGGAGGUUGAAAUUAGUGAAAAAUCUAAAAUUCUUAGACAAUCCACAAGUUCCGAAGGUGAAAGAGAUCUUUUAGAAAAAACUUAUUACUCUCCUGAAUCAGGAUUUUGUGGAGUCAACGAAUUGCAACGAAAAACAAAGUUACCAAUCAAGGAAGUCAAAGAAUUUCUGAAUGAACAAGAUGUUUACACUCUUCACAAACCAGCUAGAAAGAAUUUCAAGAGUCAAAGAGUCUUUGUGAAUGGAAUAGAUGAUCAGUGGCAGUCAGAUCUCGUAGAAAUGAUUCCCUACGAGCAAGAAAAUGAAGGAUAUAGAUAUCUUUUAACUAUCAUUGAUUGUUUUUCAAAGUUUGCAUGGGUAGUACCUUUGAAAAGUAAAAGUGGUAAAGAAACUGCAGAUGCUCUUUCUUCAGUCUUUACAAAGAGUAAAAGAAAACCCAAAAAGAUGCAAACUGAUAAUGAUAAGAAAGCUUCUAUUAUCGAAAGAUUUAAUAGAACCUUAAAAGAAAAGAUGUGGAAGAUGUUUACUCAUCAAGGCAAUCAUAAGUGGGUUGAUAUUCUUGAUGAUCUUGUGUUAGGAUAUAAUAAUCAUUAUCACACUUCAAUAAAAAUGACUCCCACGCAGGCUUCAAAAAUAGAAAAUGAAAGAAUUGUGUAUAAUAACUUAUUUCCUUCGAAAUUAGAAGAAGUUCUAAUAGGUGAUCCAAUUAUGUAUUCAAUAAAAGAUUUAGCAGAUGAGGAAAUUAAAGGAAAGUUUUACUCUGAGGAACUUACACUUUAUAAUAAUGUCAAAGAAGAAUAUAAAAUAGAAAAAGUUCUGCGGAAAAGAAAUAGAAAGGAAAACGCUCUUCUAUCAAUUGUUGUACUUCCAUUUAUUUAG